Thunnus maccoyii (southern bluefin tuna) is the source of this 5912-nucleotide messenger RNA. It is a transcript of the gene kcnn1b, whose product is annotated as potassium intermediate/small conductance calcium-activated channel, subfamily N, member 1b. The transcript has 10 exons. Gene Ontology annotation, cellular component: plasma membrane; neuronal cell body; neuron projection. The record is from RefSeq and is a predicted model, not a curated record. Lineage: Eukaryota; Metazoa; Chordata; Actinopteri; Scombriformes; Scombridae. Bases 2339 to 5149 code for a protein of 936 amino acids. Gene Ontology annotation, biological process: potassium ion transmembrane transport. Gene Ontology annotation, molecular function: small conductance calcium-activated potassium channel activity; calmodulin binding.
UUCAAGGAGGUAGUUGACUCUAGUUUUGUAUCCAGAAAUGCUCAAAAGCCACCAGCAAAAUGAUGGUCAAUUUAAAAUAGCUGUGGCUGGUAAUGUGUUGUGCGAAAGUGUUUUUGGCAAGACUGACUAACCAGUGUCUUUGAAAGUUUCUUGGUUGUUUGCUUAAAGGGCAAAAUACAGUGGCCUUGAGCAUUAAAGCCACUGUCGCCAGUGGAUGAAGAGUCUUGGCCUGUAUGAACGGUUUGUUUUCUAUCAAGACAUCCUCACUGUGCUUUAGGCAUAGAAAAACUAUGUUUACUAGUUAUAAUAAACAGUUUCUCAUAUAAUCAAAAGGAUUACAGGAGGGCCAGUUAGGUACAGGGAUAUAUUAUUGUGUCUGUGAGCCGGACAACAAGGACCCACAAUGCUCUGGAGUAGAGUCUGUUAAAUGCAGAAAAUGAUAAGUGAUUGCAAUGUAUGGUAACUCCUGCAGGAAAAAGAACUAAUUAAUCUGCGUUUACAAGCUGACAGGUGCACUCAAAUAUUUAAUUGGUACAGAAAAAAUUUCAGCAUGAAGCCACCAGGUUUACAUAACAAACAUCAGUCUGUAGAGUCUUUCCUACUUCAACAAAAUGAUCAGGAUGUUUUUGUUCUUUUUUAAACAACCCAAGGCCUCACACAGUGACUGAAUUUGGCCUCCCUUAUCUUCACCAGACCCUGCAGCCUUUAGUCAGCUGACUUCAACGUCCUUUUCACAAAUUUAGAGCGCUGGUGAAAUGAAAGUACAUGGUGACUUCUGAAAACAGAGCACUUUGGGUCUGAGCCUAACACUCAGAUUGUGGGCUCAUGCUGCAGUAUAUGAAUGUUUUAGUCACUAAUCUGUUUAUAAAAUAAGUUAUAGUAAGUGCAGAAGUGGGUCAUGGAGAAAUAUGGUCAUUUAACAUCUCAGUUGGAAGACAAACAACUUCAAGGACACCAAUUGAUAGCAUCAACUGAAUCAACUUUUAGGGAAAUGCUUUGUUCUUUGCAUCCAAACAUUUCCAGAUUUUUUUUUUAUAUAUAGUUUUUGAAAACACAACCAUGGCGGUAGUUGUUACUUCUCAGUGAGUUUGGUAUCAUUAAUAUAGCCAGCGACAGUUGUCCUGUGCUGCUGUUGUUCACAAAGGUUUUCUCCAGCGCAGCAACAUUCAUAUAGUGAGCUGCUGAGGCAGCAGAGCUGCAGGCUUUGUAGGUUCGCCUGAUGCCAGGUGGAGAGAUGGCGAGCAAAGAUAAAACUGAGCUAAAGCAGAAUAAGUAUAACAUAGAGAUAAAGUACUUAAAGGACUAAAAUAUAGUUUAGUUUAUGUAGUUAGCUAAUCAAAAGGUAUUUGAAAAAUACAAUUUAGCCAUGCAACAUACCUGAAAAUUCUAGCCAAGCAGAAUUGGCCAGAAUUUAUAAUAAUAAUCCAUAAAAGCAAUUCAGUUUCUGGAAAUAGUUUGUAUUCUUUAAAUGAUAUGUAUGUAUAAGUGCUGUACUUCACACUGAAAGAAAUAAGUUCUGUUUCAUGUUUUUGUUUUUUACAGCAACAAAACACUACAUUGUAGAAGGUACUUAGUUGAGAAAAGGAAAUGACUUCCACUGACUGUUCUAGAGUUUGAACAUCCAAAGUAAUGGACUUCUCAUUUUUCUUCGUGAACAGUUAUAUUUCUCAAUAUAUCUCUUAAUGCAACUAUUGCAAAAUUGCUCCUGCGGUCACAUUUGUUAGAUCUAGGACACAUCACGGCCUUGUUUACCCUGGUUGAUGCAUUCAGAACCAGAUUUAAAAAUGGACACCUUUGUCCAACCAGGCUCUUGUGGGGGAGCAGAUAAGAGACUCUGCAAAGGCCUUUGAACCGUGGAGCUUCAAUGACAAGUUCAACUGACCUUUUAUUUUCCACUUUGCAUUGAAAGCGACCAGUUCCUUUUCUUUUCCUUAGCAACCAAUCAGUCUACUCCCAAUUUAUAGGGACUUCUUUGAGCUUGUACGUGUGAUGUUCCCCUUUACAGUCGGGUCUGAUGUUACAGGGUUUUGUAUCCUAACCUGUCGCUGUACCCUCCCACUCCCCGUCCAUUUGCAUGGCAACCCUUUAGCAGGCCAGCUGCUGCUGCCCUUUUCUUUCUUCGUUUUGAAUUCUAAUCAUUACUUUCAAAGGAUAGGGUCUCCAAAGCUCCUUUAUCAAGUGUAUGUACUGGGAGGAGGCAAUCGGCUGUCCAGCACCCACUCACUCUGCUCUUCUUAACACUUCUGUUCUUCAAACCGAGAGCACUUCCUAUUAGUCACCUGCUUCGUCACAUUUGGAGAAAAAUAACGUUUGGAAGAAGAAGCUCCGCAGUGAUGCCAUGAGGUUGAUUUUGGUUAAACCCACCAACGCAACACGACGUCUUGACUCAACAGGUGAAGUCUUCCGUGACGGGGACCAUGAGCAUUGCACCUCAGGAGGUCCAUCACCCCCCACAAAAACCCCUGAGGGGAUGUGCGAUCGAUACUCGGGGACCUCCUUGGAAGUGUCUUCGUCCCCACAGGAGACAAGUCUGUGCUGUCUUUCGUCUGCCCCCCAUGAAAGAUCCAAUGGAAUCAGUCCUCCCAGAGUUUCAGCCCAGAUGUCACCUCUGAAAACUCGAAAUUUAACCUUAUCACAGCUAAGUGAUCAGGACUGGCUGCUGCUUUGUGGCCAGGUUAGCAGGGUAGGGGAUGAUUCACUAUCAGCAGAGAGACCAGGCACCAGUGUGGGACAUCCAAACCACAGUGACAGAUGUGGUUGUUCCUGUCCUGAUGCACAUUCAGAGGGUUCUAGUAUUCAACCACAAUCAAAACACAGUGCAGUCCAAGACGGCCUCUCCAGAGUUUCAAACAAGAGAGGCCUUUCAUCUUCACCACACUCCAAGAUUUUCUCUCAAAGCACCCACUUUUCGACCUCUUGCCAGGUUUUACCACACCAAACAAACCAAAGGGAUCUUUUGAAACCUGCAACAAAACAUCCACAGGAUAAUUUCAUGCCUCACUGCAGUGACCAAGAAGGUCAAAAAGAGCAACAGCUUUGCAAUCAUUUUAAACUCAAAGACAGCAGCCAAGCAACCUGCCCAAAUCUGUUCAAUAUUCCUCUGAACUCCAUCGAGUGCACUGAGACAAAUCAGAAACUUCCCCAACAGCCACAGCUUGCUGCCAGCACAGACCACAACUGGAGAGAGCUUUUUGGUAAAGAACCAGUGUUAGUUCAGCAAUGUCAAAAGCAAGACUCUCACUGCUCUGUAAGUGGUGAGGAAACCCGGAAGUCAUCUGGAGAUCCCGCCAUCAUCCUAAAGUGCCGUCAUCUCCCUUACAACCCUCUGACCAGUGCUCCACGGGUGAAGAGGUCAUCUACACCAGCCAGCAACAAAAGCGUCCAGUCCUUCUCCGCCAGUCAGUACAGUUCACUUGACAACCAGGAGUUAGUGGAAGCGAGAGCAAGACAGCGACAAAGUCAGACAAACACUCAACACCUCAGCGGAUCGAAACUCUCUCUCCCUAAACACCUUCCACCUUCCGACACCACACAAAGUGGUGACAUAGUCAAUGGGGAUAUUGUGCGACCGCUGACCAGCCAUGACACUGUGAGAUCCAGUCUUGCAGAUCUUCACUCAGGCCAGCAGCCCCUUCAGCUUCUUCACAGUGCCAUCCUCGAGGAUGCCUUCUCCAAAGUCAUCAGAGAAGAUUCCAGUAAGGCCAACAGUGAGAACCUGACCAGGGAGGAAGGUAGCGUACCACAGAAGAAGACCAAGGACAUCAGCUACAGACUGGGUCAGCGAAGAGCUCUCUUUGGGAAGCGCAAACAGCUGAGCGACUAUGCCUUGGUCUGCGGGAUGUUUGGCAUUAUUGUCAUGGUGAUUGAGACAGAGCUGUCAAGGGGAUUUUACAGCAAGGACUCUAUAUAUUCAUAUGUACUGAAAGGCCUGAUAAGCCUUUCUACUGCUAUUCUUCUUGGACUCAUUGUGAUGUACCAUGCGAGGGAAAUCCAGCUCUUCAUGGUGGACAACGGAGCAGAUGAUUGGAGGAUAGCCAUGACCUUUGAGCGCAUUCUCUUUGUUGUGUUUGAGCUCCUCGUCUGCGCCAUCCAUCCGAUCCCAGGCCAGUAUGUGUUCAGCUGGACUGCUCGAUUAGCCUUCAGCUACACAGCGUCAGUAGCGGAUGCUGAUGUCGAUAUCAUCCUCUCUGUGCCGAUGUUCCUGCGCCUCUACCUGAUUGGCCGGGUCAUGCUUCUCCACAGUAAGCUCUUCACAGAUGCGUCCUCCCGCAGCAUUGGGGCGCUCAACAAGAUCAACUUUGACACCCGCUUUGUCAUGAAGACUCUGAUGACCAUCUGUCCUGGCACUGUCCUGCUGGUCUUCAGCGUGUCCUGUUGGAUCAUCGCAGCGUGGACUGUGCGUGUAUGUGAGAGGUAUUACGAUGCCCAGGAGGUGACUAGUACCUUCCUUGGAGCAAUGUGGCUGAUCUCUAUCACUUUCCUGUCCAUCGGCUAUGGCGACAUGGUCCCUCACACCUACUGUGGAAAAGGAGUUUGCCUGUUAACUGGAAUCAUGGGAGCGGGCUGCACAGCCUUAGUGGUUGCUGUUGUUGCAAGGAAGUCAGAACUCACCAGAGCUGAGAAGCACGUCCAUAACUUCAUGAUGGAUACUCAGCUCUACAAAAAGAUAAAAAACACAGCAGCCAAUGUGUUGAGGGAGACGUGGCUUAUCUACAAAAACACCAAGCUGGUCAAGAAGAUUGAUCAUGCCAGAGUUCGCCACCAUCAGCGUAAAUUCCUGCAAGCCAUCCACCAACUGCGAAGAGUCAAAAUGGAGCAAAGGAAACUAACUGACCAGGCCAACACAGUUGCUGAUCUUGCAAAGACUCAGAACAUGAUGUAUGAUCUGGUGUCGGAGCUGCAGCAUCGAAGCGAGGAGCUGGACAGGAGGAUCGUGGCUCUGGAGGAGAAACUGGACUCCAUCCUCCUUAGUGUGCAGUCACUGCCCGUUGCGCUUUCUCAAGCAAUAACAAAGCUACAAAAAGAUUUCCUGGAUGACUUAGCCUGUCGUGUCCACUUCCUGUCAUCCUCCCUCAGCUCUGAGUGCUGUUCAGUCCCUGCAAGGCAGAUCUGUCCAGGCUCCACCACAUCAGAGACACCAUACAGCUGAAAGGCCUCACUCAGGGCUUUCCGUCUUCCUCUGCAAGUUUUGUUCAUGUUGGGAAAGACUUUCUCAACAUGCACUCUUUUUUUGUAAUGCUUAACUAUACGUUCAUACAGUUACACACAAUCACCCCUGGGAGUUACAGCUACAGUCUCAUAAUGAGCAGCUCCAAUGGAGGGGGAAGUGCCACGGUCAGGAGAGUGUAGAGGAAGGGGAGACCAUUAUUCCUUCAUUUCCUCUUCUCAAAGUUUCCCAGUUAGUGCAGGAACCAGGUUUUUCACCUCUAAAUAGAUAAACAUUAGUCAGUUGAGCCUCUAUUCGUCUUGCCCCACAAAACUCCAUGUGGGAUGAUGAUUGUAAAGCUUUAGGUUCAUAUAAAAUUUUAACUGUCAAUUGUUAAAGUCAUUCUUAUACAUUGUAUCAAGUUCAUUCCUUCGCAGUUCAAUAAAUGAUUAUUAUUAUUCCACAUUUUUCUUGGGACGCUCUGGUGCUCCCUCAGUGACCAUCACAUGUUUUGGCGUACCAAUAAACUGUUUUGCAGUUUUCUUUUCUGAAUAUCUAGAGUUGCAAGACUGUGUUUUGAAAUUAUGGACAGAGGCUUUGAUGGAAGUCUCAGGUUUAGAGAAUUGGGCUUUGGGUUCAUAUGUUGAACUGGCUCCCAGGAGUGAAUUUGUGAAACGGUAGAUAUGAAAAGCAGAACAGCAUUAUAAAGCAGCAAAACAGCUUUAAAAGGAAAAGUUGAAACAGCUGUAAUUCACUUACAUUUGUG